This is a messenger RNA of Aspergillus saccharolyticus JOP 1030-1, 2340 nucleotides long. Its product is annotated as putative alpha-amylase. The transcript is spliced from 9 exons. NCBI's taxonomy places the organism in Eukaryota, Fungi, Ascomycota, Eurotiomycetes, Eurotiales, Aspergillaceae. Gene Ontology annotation, biological process: carbohydrate catabolic process. Gene Ontology annotation, molecular function: alpha-amylase activity; starch binding; calcium ion binding. Bases 1 to 1953 code for a protein of 650 amino acids. The record is from RefSeq and is a predicted model, not a curated record.
AUGAGAUUCUCGACGCUUUCAAGUCUUCUGUCUCUGCCUAUCUUUGGCGAUCUCGUCCUCGGGCUGACCGCAGCGGAAUGGCGGACUCAGUCCAUCUAUUUCCUCCUGACCGAUCGGUUCGGCAGGACGGAUAAUUCGACCACAGCGACAUGCAACACUGGGGAUCAGGUGUAUUGCGGUGGAACAUGGCAGGGAAUCAUCAACCACCUGGACUACAUCCAAGGCAUGGGCUUCACGGCCAUCUGGAUUUCGCCCGUCACCGAACAGCUGUCGGCAGAUACGUCAGAUGGCGAGUCCUAUCAUGGAUACUGGCAACAGAAGAUCUAUUCGUUGAACUCCAACUUCGGCACAGCAGAGGACUUGAAAGCCCUGUCUGCUGCCUUGCAUGAGCGUGAUAUGUAUCUCAUGGUGGAUGUGGUGCCAAACCACAUGGGUUACGCUGGCUCGGGCGACAGCGUGGAAUACAGCGUCUUUGACGCCUUUCCAUCUUCGUCAUAUUUUCAUUCGUACUGCUUGAUCACCGACUGGGAUGAUCUCGACCAGGUCCGGACCUGCUGGGAGGGCGAUACGAUCGUCUCGCUUCCUGAUCUGUACACGACGGAGAGCGCAGUGCGAACGAUCUGGUACGACUGGAUUGAAGAGCUCGUCGCCAACUACUCAAUCGAUGGGCUUCGCAUCGACAGCGCUCUCGAGGUGGAGCCGGAUUUCUUCACGGGGUACGUCAGCGCGGCAGGCGUCUACAGCAUCGGGGAGGUCUUCAACGGAGACCCUGCGACUGCAUGUCCGUACCAAGGAUACUUGGACGGCGUCUUGAACUACCCGAUCUACUUCCAACUCCUCUACGCCUUCGAGUCCAGCAGCGGCAGCAUCAGCGAUCUGUACAACAUGAUCAACUCGGUGGCCAGCGACUGCUCCGACCCUACUUUACUCGGCAAUUUCAUUGAGAACCAUGACAACGCGCGCUUUGCCUACUAUACAAGCGACUACUCGCAAGCCAAGAACGUGCUCUCAUUCCUCUUCCUGUCGGACGGGAUCCCCAUCGUCUACGCCGGCGAAGAACAGCACUAUUCAGGAUCUGGAGUGCCCUACAACCGCGAAGCCACCUGGCUGUCAGGCUACUCGACGACGGCCGAGCUCUACCAGUGGAUCGCGACGACCAACGCUAUCCGUAAGCUGGCGAUCUCGCUGGACAGUAAUUACAUCACCUACAAGAACAACCCCUUCUACACCGACAGCAACACCAUCGCCAUGCGCAAAGGCUCCGACACCCUGCAGGUCAUCACGAUCCUCUCCAACCGCGGCAGUUCCAGCAGCAGCUACACCCUCACCCUAACCGGCACCGGCUACGCAGCCGGCACCACACUCACGGAGGUGUAUUCGUGUACGACCCUGACCGUCGCCUCGGACGGCUCCAUCUCUGUCCCGAUGGCCUCGGGUCUUCCGCGUGUCUACCUCCCAUCCACUUCCGUGAGUAAGAGCACUCUCUGCGGGGGAGGGGGAAGUGGUAGCAGCUCCUCCUCCUCCUCCUCCUCCUCCUCCUCCUCCUCUCCUUCCACAACCACAACCACCACAACCAAAGCCACCACAACAACCACCGCAACCACCACCACCUGCGCAGCAGCAACAGCAAUCCCAAUAACAUUCAUCGAACUCGUCACAACAUCCUACGGCGAAGAAAUCUACCUCACAGGCUCCAUCGCCGCCUUAGGAAACUGGGCCACCACCACUUCGGGUGGGGCGAUCCAGCUCAGCGCGGCGAAUUACUCUUCGGCGUAUCCGGAGUGGUACGCUACCGUCACGCUGCCGGUGAGUACGAGCUUCGAGUAUAAGUUCUUUAAGGUCGGGACGGAUGGGAGUACGGUUACGUGGGAGAGUGAUCCAAAUCGGGUGUAUACGGUUGCUGCGACGGGGUGUGCGGGGGUGGGGGUGACGGUUGUUGAUAGUUGGAGGUGAGACUGAGGCUGGGGGUGUUGCUUUGGAAGAGGAGGAGGAGGAAGAAGAAGAAGAAGAAGAAGAAGAAGAAGGCAUGGAUUAUGGGUCGAGUCUGUGUUGCUCUGGAAAGAGAGGGGAUGGAUGGGCUUAGUAGACUCUGCAUCGAGAAUUGUACCCAGGUAGGGCUUACUUCUAGGAUUUGUAGGUAGGACUUGGGUAGUUCUUGUAGUGCUCGGUACUAAUCUUAGUAUCGAGGUUGUCAGGUCACCUUAGUUCUUCUUUGUGUCAAGUUUGUGAAGGGGGUAGCUACCGGUUUCGGUUUUUGCUUGACCUAUGUGCUUGUUGAUCUCUGUUUGUUUAGUGGUGUCUGUGUCGAUCCGAUCUAUCACGUAAAGAAAAAUACAUCGA